CACUUUGUAGUUCAUCAGCUGUGCCACCGCGUCAUAUCUUCCAACACAGUCCGAACUUCCUCGCAUGCCUCUCCGGCAGCCCAUCCACUAUAGCUGCUCAUAUCCAAUGAGCAUUUUUCACCGGGCGCCACCGGAAACCUUCCCGCGGCUCAUUGUGGAGAGCACAAGCAGAGCUGGGCGUCAUCAUGAAUUAAAGAAAAGCCUGCAUUUACAAAUCUGAUCACCAAACCCCGCUGCAAGUGUGGUGUGGUUGGACCAGCAGCAGCGGAGAUGGUUUUGGACCCGGGUGAGGACUGUAUGGAUCGGACAGACGUCGACGAGGUCGGAGGGGGCAGCAGCACCACAGACCUGACGGGUCCAGAACCAAGACCGGAACCUCGCAAAACCACCACAACCGACAGCACCGGACUAGAAAACACCAGCCCAGAGCCUCCCAAAACCACCACCAACACCAGACUAGAAAACACCAGCCCAGAGCCUCCCAAAACCACCACCAACACCAGACUAGAAAACACCAGACCGGAUGCCCCCAAAACCACCACCAACACCAGACUAGAAAACACCAGCCCAGAGCCUCCCAAAACCACCACCAACACCAGACUAGAAAACACCAGACCGGAUGCCCCCAAAACCACCACCAACACCAGACUAGAAAACACCAGCCCAGAGCCUCCCAAAACCACCACCAACACCAGACUAGAAAACACCAGACCGGAUGCCCCCAAAACCACCACCAACACCAGACUAGAAAACACCAGCCCAGAGCCUCCCAAAACCACCACCAACACCAGACUAGAAAACACCAGACCGGAUGCCCCCAAAACCACCACCAACACCAGACUAGAAAACACCAGCCCAGAGCCUCCCAAAACCACCACCAACACCAGACUAGAAAACACCAGACCGGAUGCCCCCAAAACCACCACCAACACCACCACUAGAACAGAAGAGACCAGACAGGACACUACCAAAACCACCAAAAGAACAGAGGAACCAACAGCGGACCCUCCCACCACCACCAACACUAGGCUCCACGCCAGGACAAGCAGUGUCACCAAGAGGGAGCGGGUAUCCAACUCCCACAAUGGACCCCAGCCUCAACCUCAGUCGUUGGUGGCAGAUGUCAGCCUUACCCCCAGCCCUAGGGCCAGUGUUGGCUCCUCUACCAAUUCCUCUCACUCAGUCUUGCCAUACGAUGGACCGGUUGUCUCUCUGCGGCGGGACGUCACCAUGGCAACGGCCUCGUCUCGGAAUAAGGUGGCGACUAGACCCACUCUCCGCCGGCCCCUCAGCCUGGACGUGACGCCUCUGCGCCUCCGUGGCUCCGAGCCCGCGCUGGACCGCAGGGUCCUACAGCCCCCCUGGCACAGCGCUGGUGGUCCCUCCACUGCCCCCGCGCCCCCAGCACGCUCCCUCACCAGCCCCAGCCUGGGCCCCGGAGGCUGGAUGCGCCGCAGCGAGAGCACCUGUACCGUCAACAAGUCCUCAAUGGGCCUCCGGGCCACCAGGGGGCAUAUGCGUCCAGCCACCUCCCUUCCCCACAUUGCCCGGGGGUUUGGAGGGGCCUCCCCGCUGCCCUUGCCCUCCACACCGCGAGGCCCCUGUCUCCUUGUGGCCCUAAGACCCAUUAACCUAGACCAGGAGAGGCAGGCCUUCUUCCAGUCUGACUAUAAAUACGACCCCCAGUUUGAGUACUCGACCCCGGAGCCCAGCACUGUGCUGGAGAAAUACAGAGAUGGAUCUGACCUCUUCCUCGCACAGGCUGUUGGGAUUAUGGAGUGUAUUCUGAGGAAGUUUGGUAACUAUGAGAACUUUGAGGAAGUGACGGGAGGAAGUAUUUUACCAAAGAGUCGAGUCUGGGCUGCUGCACGCAAGUACCUGCAGAAGGAGAACUGUGUAGGAGAGGUGGUGGUGUGUCUGUCUGAGGAGCUGCUGUCCCAGGCGGUGAUGAUGGUAGAGAGUUGUCGUCCCACUCUGACUAUCAACCUGUCUGGAGCACGACAACACUGGCUGGAGGGCAUGCUCAGGCAUGAGAUAGGAACCCACUACCUUCGAGGUGUGAACAACAACCUCCAGCCUUGGUCCACUUCGGCAGGCAGGAAGCAGUAUGGCCUCAAACCGGCCAAUCCCACGGAAGAAGGCCUGGCCAGCCUGCACAGUGUGUUGCUACGGAAACAGCCCUACCUGUGGCGCGCCGCUCUGCUCUACUAUACGGUGUAUCACGCCACCAGGAUGAGCUUCAGCCAGCUCUUCAGCCACAUCGCUCAGUUCGUCCAGGAUCCCGCGGUGCGCUGGGAGUACUGCCUCAGAGCCAAGAGGGGACAGACGGACACCUCGCAGCCUGGCUGUUUCAGUAAAGAUCAAGUGUACCUGGACGGAAUCCUCAGGAUUCUACGACAUCGGAGGAACAUCGACUUCAAGAUGCUGACCUCGCUAGGCAAGGUGUCGUUUGAGGACGUGGAAAGGCUACGGCACAUCGCCGUCCUCCGCCGGACCAGAAUCCCUCACUUCAUGCAGGACCAGGAGAAAUACCUUCAGCAUCUGGACCACAUUGUCACGGUCAACGAACUGAGCGACGCUCAGCUUAGAGAACUCCUUCCCUGACCGACCGACCUUCAGCUGAGCGCGGUAGAUCACCUGCUGGGCGUCAACAAAGGUGGCGAUUCAACAUGUAGAAUGGUCGGGAAAUGAAUAGAAAAUGGCGGAUGAUGUUCGGUGGUCAGAGGCGUUAAGAAUAGUCACCUGCUGCUAAUUACCUCUGGUCAGCGUGGUCUGUUUUUUCCCCUUGACUGACUGACUCCCUCUGGUCUAGACUGGCCAUCCCAUCCUUGACUGACUGACUCCCUCUGGUCUAGACUGGCCAUACCAUCCUUGACUGACUGACUCCCUCUGGUCUAGACUGGCCCUACCAUCCUUGACUGACUCCCUCUGGUCUAGACUGGCCAUCCCAUCCUUGACUGACUGACUCCCUCUGGUCUAGACUGGCCAUACCAUCCUUGACUGACUGACUCCCUCUGGUCUAGACUGGCCCUACCAUCCUUGACUGACUCCCUCUGGUCUAGACUGGCCAUACCAUCCUUGACUGACUGACUCCCUCUGGUCUAGACUGGCCAUCCCAUCCUUGACUGACUGACUCCCUCUGGUCUAGACUGGCCAUACCAUCCUUGACUGACUGACUCCCUCUGGUCUAGACUGGCCAUCCCAUCCUUGACUGACUGACUCCCUCUGGUCUAGACUGGCCAUACCAUCCUUGACUGACUGACUCCCUCUGGUCUAGACUGGCCAUCCCAUCCUUGACUGACUGACUCCCUCUGGUCUAGACUGGCCAUCCCAUCCUUGACUGACUGACUCCCUCUGGUCUAAACUGGCCAUACCAUCCUUGACUGACUGACUCCCUCUGGUCUAGACUGGCCAUCCCAUCCUUGACUGACUGACUCCCUCUGGUCUAGACUGGCCAUCCCAUCCUUGACUGACUCCCUCUGGUCUAGACUGGCCCUACCAUCCUUGACUGACUCCCUCUGGUCUAGACUGGCCCUACCAUCCUUGACUGACUCCCUCUGGUCUAGACUGGCCAUACCAUCCUUGACUGACUCCCUCUGGUCUAGACUGACCAUACCAUCCUUGACUGACUCCCUCUGGUCUAGACUGGCCAUACCAUCCUUGACUGACUGACUCCCUCUGGUCUAGACUGGCCCUACCAUCCUUGACUGACUCCCUCUGGUCUAGACUGGCCAUCCCAUCCUUGACUGACUCCCUCUGGUCUAGACUGGCCCUACCAUCCUUGACUGACUCCCUCUGGUCUAGACUGGCCAUCCCAUCCUUGACUGACUGACUCCCUCUGGUCUAGACUGGCCAUCCCAUCCUUGACUGACUGACUCCCUCUGGUCUAGACUGGCCCUAAUCCUCCCAAGUGUCAUUCAUCACUCUGCUGUUGGAAAGCCCUGGAAAUGAAGGCUAGUGUCCGACAGACAGAGUGUGUGGAACGAACAGAUCAACACUCAGAUCAUAUCUACUACGCUUGGAUAAUAUUCACUAUGGCUGAGUCCUAAACGGCACCCUAUUCUCUGUAUAGAGCCCUAUGGACCCAGGUCAACAGUAGUGCACUACCCUAUGGACCCAGGUCAACAGUAGUGCACUACCCUAUGGACCCAGGUCAAAAGUAGCGCACUACCCUAUGGACCCAGGUCAAAAGUAGUGCAUUACCCUAUGGACUCAGGUCAACAGUAGUGCACUACCCUAUGGACCCAGAUCAAAAGUAGUGCACUACCCUAUGGACCCAGGUCAAAAGUAGUGCACUACCCUAUGGACCCAGGUCAACAGUAGUGCACUACCCUAUGGACCCAGGUCAAAAGUCGUGCACUAUAAAGGGAACAGGCUGCCAUGUGGGAUGCAUCCUAUAUCAUGGUCAUACAGUCCAACAAGUCAGUGGAUUGUUGUGAUGACAGCAGUCCUGUAGGGAAACAGAACGGUUCUUCUGAUACUUGGUUGAUGUCUACCUUGGAUUCAUAUUCAUACCCCUGGAUGAUAUCUACCUUGGGUUCAUAUUCAACCCCCUGGAUGAUGUCUACCUUGGUUUCAUAUUCAUACCCCUGGAAGAUGUCUACCUUGGGUUCAUAUUCAAACCCCUGGAUGAUGUCUACCUUGGGUUCAUAUUCAAACCCCUGGAUGAUAUCUACCUUGGAUUCAUAUUCAUACCCCUGGAUGAUGUCUACCUUGGGUUCAUAUUCAACCCCCUGGAUGAUAUCUACCUUGGAUUCAUAUUCAUACCCCUGGAUGAUGUCUACCUUGGGUUCAUAUUCAAACCCCUGGAUGACAUCUACCUUGGGUUCAUAUUCAUACCCCUGGAAGAUGUCUACCUUGGGUUCAUAUUCAACCCCCUGGAUGAUACCUACCUUGGGUUCAUAUUCAAACCUCUGGAUGAUGUCUACCUUGGGUUCAUAUUCAACCCCUGGAUGAUAUCUACCUUGGGUUCAUAUUGGGUUCAUAUUCAAACCCCUGGAUGAUAUCUACCUUGGGUUCAUAUUCAAACCCCUGGAUGAUGUCUACCUUGGGUUCAUAUUCAAACCCCUGGAUGAUGUCUACCUUGGGUUCAUAUUCAACCCCCUGGAUGAUGUCUACCUUGGGUUCAUAUUCAACCCCCUGGAUGAUGUCUACCUUGGGUUCAUAUUCAACCCCCUGGAUGAUGUCUACCUUGGGUUCAUAUUCAACCCCCUGGAUGAUGUCUACCUUGGGUUCAUAUUCAACCCCCUGGAUGAUAUGUCCGUCUGUAUGGACCAUAUACUGUACGUCACAUAACUACAUUUCCAGUGAACGUCACAUAUAUCCAAUGCAUGUCUUUGAGGCAUUUUCAUUAGGUUACUGCUGCUGCAGUUCCCAUCCCCUUGCCUUUACUCACAUUCAAGUUACCUCAAUAUUGGAACCCAGGGGCCCGCAGUGAUUUUAUUUGGUCCCCCCAAUUUUUUGAACAUAUUGUUGGACAUAAUAUACUGUAAAAACACCAGCAAAUCAGCUGCAAGUGAUUAUAAUUUUGAAAAUCUUUUCCAAUGUAUUCCCACACAUAACAGAGAUAUAUGUGAACGUAUACAAAUGUAAGGUUUGAAAUGAUUUAUGUUUUAGUCAAAUAUAUCCGUUGUGGCUUCUUGUGGUCAAUUUGCAGUCUAUAAAUCAUUUCUAAUUAUGUUUCCAAACCUCAGAACAUCUGCUGAAGAAUAUAAAAAUUGUCCUGCGGCUGAAUCUAGUUGAUGUUUCCUGCUGUAACCACUAGCUAACCUGGCUACAAGGUUGAGCUCAAUUCCAUUUCAAUUCAGGAAGUACACUGAAAUUCCAAUUCUCUUCAAUAAGUAACAUUUGGAAUUUGGUUUACUUUCUCUAUUGACUGGAAUUGAAAUGGAAUGGAGCCCAAGCCUGUCUGGCUGUAUCAUAUAAAUACCCACUGGGCAAAAACAACAUUACAUCAUUUCAACCAGAAAAAUGAUCUGUGAUGAAAUUGAAUCAAUGUGGAAAACUGAUUGAAUUAGAAAGUUAUUGACGUAUGGGAAUUUAGUCUAUUUUACACCCAUCUUUUAACCUAAAUCCAAUGACAUCGUGACAUUUUUAGUUAAUUUCACAUUGGAUUCAUGUUAGUUGACAACUUAACCAAAUGUCAAUCAAAACUAGACAUUGAACUGACGUCUGUGCCCAGCGGGUACAUUCUCCUCACGUACAUAGCCAACAUUUUACCACUGUACAUAGCCUACAUUAUACUACUGUACAUAGCCUACAUUAUACCACUGCAGCCCAUGUCUGUAAGACUGUGCUUCUGCUUCUUAUACCUCUGUAAACAACCACAGGGUCAUGUAAUGGAUUUGUAAGUUAUUUAAUUUGUUUUUAUUUUCAGGACAAAAACAAUGAAUGUCUAUGGUAUUAGUUUUGUAUCUCCUUUUUGUGGAGCUGAUUGUUUUAAGCCUUUAGCUUUGCUAAAAAGAACACCAAGGAGCACUCAGUUCUAUUCCAGAACCCAGGUAAAGAACACCAAGGAGCCCUCAGUUCUAUUCCAGAACCCAGGUAAAGAACACCAAGGAGCCCUCAGUUCUAUUCCAGAACACAGGAGAAGAACACCAAGGAGCCCUCAGUUCUAUUCCAGAACACAGGAGAAGAACACCAAGGAGCCCUCAGUUCUAUUCCAGAACACAGGAGAAAAACACCAAGGAGCCCUCAGUUCUAUUCCAGAACACAGGAGAAGAACACCAAGGAAUUAUUUUCCAGAAACCAGGUAAAGAAGACUAAAACUAUCGAGUGCCGAUAGACAUUCUGACUGGUCUGGAUGUUAAAAUAAAUCUUCCUUGGGAUUAGUUUUACCACUAUUUUACAACACGUAUCUUAUUGUGUGGUUAAAUCAGAGCCAGUUCUGAUUGUUAUUUUGUUGUGUUGAGCGAGAGCUCCCUUGGUGGGCUUCAAGCUCCCUUGAUAUCAGCGCUACUGUAUUAAUGUGAUGUGACUGAGCUGAAGGCCUGAGCUUCCCUUGCCUCCGCCUCAUGUGGGAUCUUUUGCCUUCUAUGCCAGGUUCAUGGACGUUAUAGGCCACGUUCCCCUGCUCAGACGUUGCUUGCAUCAACCAAUGGUUGCGUGCCACUUCAUUGACUGUGCCGUUGAGCACCAGACUGCUAUAACAUGUGGUUAGCUGAUAGGUAAAACACCUAUCCAGGCGUUGUAAGAUCUGGAAUGUGUCAGCAACGUCUGGCCAGAGGAACACACCUUUAUAAAGGACAGGCCACUGAGAUACGCUACCAUGCCAACCUUAAUUCAUACUGUCAGGCAGCCAAAACUGACUAAUCACAGCAGCUUCCUCCUUUCCUAUGUUUGACAUGGCACAUGCGUGAUUGGCUUUAGAGGAGAAAGGUGGUGUUGUGGGCGUGUCUUAGAUGGGUUUCGAUUAGAACUCACCUGGGCUGCGUUCAGUGGGGCACUACGUUGUGGAAUUGUCAGCUCUAUUCAUAGCAUUUCUAUCUGCAGUGUUCAGUGUAUUACAACCUGCUGAACGCAGCCCUGCUGAAGUUAGACUUCUGUAGACUGCAUUUUAAUCAUCACUCUUUUGUCAUUUGUAUUGCAUGAAUGUUGCACAUUUUAUGUUCUGGAAAUAAUCUGGGAUUUCCAGAUUAUUUAUUAAAACAACACAUUAAAACUGA
This is a messenger RNA of Salmo salar (Atlantic salmon), 7664 nucleotides long. Its product is annotated as microtubule-associated tyrosine carboxypeptidase 1. Lineage: Eukaryota; Metazoa; Chordata; Actinopteri; Salmoniformes; Salmonidae. The record is from RefSeq and is a predicted model, not a curated record.